Messenger RNA from Desarmillaria tabescens, 1806 nucleotides. RefSeq lists its product as uncharacterized. The transcript is spliced from 2 exons. The record is from RefSeq and is a predicted model, not a curated record. Lineage: Eukaryota; Fungi; Basidiomycota; Agaricomycetes; Agaricales; Physalacriaceae. The coding region runs from base 174 to 1649 and encodes 491 amino acids.
GGUGGUGGUUGUGGGUAACACCCGAGUCGCAUCGCCGAGUGGCUAUUACUAUUAGUAUUUCCGAGUUGGAACACGUCGCGAAGGAACCACGUGCACCGUUUCACAUGGCAGGCGGUGGCAGCCAAUUGUCCGGAGACCGCUGAAAUCUGUUUCUACUUUCAUUCACGACCACGAUGAACCUCCACGCGCAGUCCGAACAGACUGAUAACCACCUAGAAUUUGAAGUCCCGCCUACCGCCAUGUCGCAGGCUUUCCAUUCUCCUUCGUCUCCCAAGGCCCAACGACCGUUUUCUAUUGAUCUCAGUCUCGAACUUGAACAGCAACUGGACAUGGAAUCGCCACCAGUAACCCCCGCAUACAACGCCCAUACUCACGAUACACGUCCAAAGCGUGAAUCGCUCGACCCGCAGGUUCUUGCACAUAUUGUCAUGCAGCUCCGCCAUUCAUUAGCCGAAAUGACCAAAGAGCGGGAUGAUUUGCUUCAGCUUGUCUCAGGGGCGCACUCAAACGAAGCAGAGCUCAAGGACGCUCUGCAAGCCGUAACAGAAAAGGCGACAGAGUUGGAAGAGGAGCUCAUGACGGCGAGACGGAAAAUGAAAGACGAUGAGGAUGCCAUUGCGAUGCUGCGGACAAAGGUGGAAGAGAGCAGACGUGGUCUUAUGCGGCUUCAAUCCGAAAAUCAGAACCGCAGACAAAGUGUCGGACCGAUGCCGCUGGACUUGUCUCGUGCGGGUUUCAACAAUUUCAGCACCCCUGGGUCGUCCAAGCGAGCCUCGUUCACCCCUGCUACAGGUUCCCACACGACACGUCCGAAUGCUCAUCGACGUAUUUCAUCAGUUUCUGAUACAUGCCUUGAUGAUCAGUCCUCGCAAACGCUAAUCGUGCCCCCCGAACUGUCAGCCACCUCGUCUCGCCGAAUAUCAGGUAUCUAUAAUCGCUCUCCUCAAGCCGACAGAGACUCGUUCAAUCUGGAGCUAGAGGCGCUGCGGAAGGAACUGCGGGCGGUGAAGGAUGAGCUUGAAGAGACCAAGCACGAGCUCUCGGAGGCUAAUGAAGCCAAGGAAGCGUCUGACACGUGUGUAAACGCAUUGCGGGAAUUUAUUUCCGAAAACAAUGUUGGAACCGUCGACCUUGACGCUAGGGACGGUGUAAAGCUGCCUCCUUUGCCUGCCACCACGACCGGAGAUGAGACAGAGGCAAAGAAGGCCAGUGCUGGAUGGGGAUUCAAGCUGUGGAAAGUCGAUACCUCCGUAAAACCUGCCAAUGGUCCUAGCUCGACCGCAACAACUUCUACAGCUUCACCUGUUAUCGCACCUUCCCCCCAAUUCAAUGCCUCGGGAGUACCGCUCACACGAAAGAUCGGUGGCUUUUUCAGUUCCCGAGGGAGCGUCUCCUCAACCGCUUCAAAUAUUACCAAUUCAGCCCUUCAAUCGAACGCUGCCACUCCUCAGGUUCCUCACCGUGAUUCGGUUUACAGCUUCUCGGACGCGUCUUCCAUGAAUGAGCCGCUGAGCCCUACAAGCGAAGAAAGUUCACAUAAUGACGUGGUAGUGCGUUCAUUAUCGGACAUAGGGAGUCUGGGUGGAUCGUCACCUCCGUACAGUAACGGAGUGGCAAUGCAUGUCGAGAAGGAAGUUUUGGCAUCAUGAUGGAGCGGUUAAUAUCUUUUUGCCCGUUAGACCACUUACGACCGUUAUGAGCAUUACAUUAGUCCCUUGUCUCGACCUUUUUACUGCUACGAUUCGAGUAUGUAACUUUGAAUUCGCAAUAGUUUUGUAUCUCAAUAUAAUGGCUGGAUUUGAACAA